Molecule: messenger RNA, 1720 nt
Organism: Panonychus citri (citrus red mite)
Lineage: Eukaryota; Metazoa; Arthropoda; Arachnida; Trombidiformes; Tetranychidae
Product: queuosine salvage protein-like
Exons: 5
Coding region: 492-1550 (352 amino acids)
Source: RefSeq, a predicted model, not a curated record
CGAUGCUCAUCAAAUGGGUUGUAAUUUAGUGCUAGCUGAUUGUAUAAAAGAAGCAAAAAUGUUGCAAGAUAAACAAUUUGCUAAAUAAUUUAUUGGGUUAACAAUUAUUUCCAUGGUUUCUUUUGCUGAUUCUCAUCUAAAUCAAAUUGAAUUAAAUUUAUUUCGUGAAUUUUGUUUCCCUUGUUAUCAAAUGAUGAAAUCAAACACAAAGAUAUUGGUUUAAUUUUGGGUUGAAACUUAUUCCAACCCUUGAUAUCAACCAAUCUGGUAAGAGAACAUCAAAUUGAGCAAUUAGCUAAUUGUACAAUCCAUCAUAGAGAUUAUGUAGUUCAAGUGAUUAAAGAUUUAAAAUUGCCACUAACUGUUAGUUUUUCUCACUUAAGUAUCUUCAUCAACUGUCGCACGUUGAAAGUAUUAAGUGUCUUUUUGUUACUCUACUUAAGAAAGUCUAAUCUUCUCAGUUAAUUAGUUAAUUACUCGCAGAUUAAACGAUGGAUUUUAUAGUUAACCUUCUUGGUCCUAAACCAAUGUCACCUUACGAAACGGGGGAAUAUGUUCACUCGGUUUCGAAAAAUGUUCGUGUUAAUUGGGAUGGAAUUCGGUUCGUGGCCAAUGAAUUGUACUCAACUCUAAGUGCCAAUCAAUAUGAUUUAUCGGCUUGGAGGAAGCACCCGUUACAUCCUAAAACCCUUUGUGAUACAACAAUUAACUGGAUCUUUUUAGUUGAUUCGCUCAACUUUUCCUUUUGGGCCAAUAAAGGUGAAGAGUUCGCAGUCACUUGGCGAGGAGUUGAAUACAUUGGUUAUUGGGCACUUUGUGCGGCAAUUAAUCGAGCCCUUGACCAAGGAAUCCCAAUGGUUGAUCCCGCUUAUUAUGGUAAUUUAACUUUGUACCAAGUGAAACGGAUACUUAAGGCUCAUCGUCCAGGUAAACCCAACGAACUGAUUGACUUUCCCUUGAUGGAGGAGAGACAUCGCAUCAUGAGGAAACAUGGUAAAGUGCUAAUGAACUUGGGUAAUAACUUUGCCGCUUUGAUUGUUAAAUCUAAAUCAAGUGCGAUGAUCCUGCUAAAGAAGAUACUUGAUCGUUUUCCGAGCUUCAGAGAUGUAGCUGAAUACAAUGGGAAGAAAGUUUCUUUCCAUAAACGAGCUCAGAUCUUAAUUGCUGAUAUUUACGCUUGUUAUGAGAAUCAAGGAAUUGGACAUUUCCAUGAUAUUGAGGAAUUGACAGCUUUUGCUGAUUACAGAGUUCCUCAGAUUUUGUACUAUUACAAUGCUCUAACUUACAAGAAUGAACUAAUUGCUCGUCUUAAAUUUGGUGAAUUAAUGAGACACGGAGAUCCAGAUGAGACUGAAAUUAGAGCGGGAACAAUUUAUGCGGUGGAAAAAAUUAAACACCAAGUACGACGAUUGGCACGAAGGAAUCAGAAUCAUUCACUGAUAAUUAACUCGAUAAUUGUUGAUUUUUGGCUAUGGGACACUCGUCGUAGCAAUGCUGAAGCGAUUGAUUUUAAAUUGCCACAUCAUAAAGUUAGAUCAAUUUACUAUUAGUUUUCCUAUUACUUUACAAUUAGAAAUUAGUCAAGAGCUGUGAAAUAUUCAUAACUUUUCAUGAUCAACAAUUACUUUCUGAAUCCCCUUAACUUCAUGCCAACUAAUUGCUCAAACUGUAAUGCUAAUUGUCCAAACAUUGAAUAUUAAAAUUUCUGCUUUGAUAUCAA